Molecule: messenger RNA, 2476 nt
Organism: Maniola jurtina (meadow brown)
Lineage: Eukaryota; Metazoa; Arthropoda; Insecta; Lepidoptera; Nymphalidae
Gene: ERR
Product: steroid hormone receptor ERR1
Exons: 8
Coding region: 495-1802 (435 amino acids)
Biological process (GO): regulation of DNA-templated transcription
Molecular function (GO): DNA-binding transcription factor activity; zinc ion binding; sequence-specific DNA binding
Source: RefSeq, a predicted model, not a curated record
CAGUCUAAAAGUUGAACAUCGGGCAAACAUUUAAAGGUAGCGCUGGGUAACACUUGGAAUGUUAAUCAGGCGUUGUAAAUUCGUGCGCAAGUGCGUGAUGUAAUAUUAUACAAUGAAAACGAGAGUUGCAGCGGGAGUUGCGCGAAAAUAUUCUUUAUGUUGCACUCGGUUCCAUUCAGCUGUCGCGGCCGUGACAGUGCGCGAGUGCGCGCGGGGGCGGGGACUCGCCGCAAAACUGGGUCGCUCGCGAUGUGUUGUCAAGUUCAAGGCCACGCUAAGGGGGAGGGGGCUUCCGAUCGUCCAUAGAUGGCGUUGUGUGAUUCGAAAAAUUUGCGAGAAGAGGUGACGGGUGCGGGGAGGGCACGCGGGAACGAAUUUUCGGUGCAACAUACGACACUAUAGCCGACGCUGCACUCGUGUGUCGAACGUCGCGACGCGCAGUACUCUAACGUGAGACCACCCAAAUAUCAGCUAACUUGAUACACUGAGCCGACAUGGACUGGACGAUGGAGAUGGAUAUGGAAAUGGUGCAGAUGAUGUCCGCCGUCAACGGGGAGCCAUUGCUGCGGCGAGUGAAGCAGGAGGCCGAGCCGCCGCCGCAGUACUCACCGACGGAGCAGCAUCGCCCGAUGGCUGUGCUUGGUGAACCCUGUAACCUUGAAUUGGAACCGAAAGAAGAAGUCAGAUUCUGCGUUUCGCCCGAGGAAGGUGGUAUCGUUGGGAAUGCAAGUCCAGAGCAGCAGCAUUGCUCUUCGACCACUGCGGCGGCCGCGAGUGGAGCCAGGGACGAUGAGGCUCCAAGACGGUGGUGUUUAGUCUGCGGCGAUAUAGCCUCGGGGUUCCACUAUGGUGUAGCCAGUUGUGAAGCGUGUAAGGCGUUUUUUAAAAGGACGAUACAGGGAAACAUAGAAUACACAUGUCCAGCAUCAAAUGAAUGCGAAAUCAACAAAAGAAGACGAAAGGCAUGCCAAGCGUGCCGUUUUCGUAAAUGUUUAAGGACUGGCAUGUUGAGGGAAGGCGUGCGGUUAGAUCGCGUAAGAGGGGGGAGGCAAAAGUACAGGCGUGCACCGGACCAGCCCACUCCGAACCAGCCACGACCACAACUUGAUGACAUCAAAGUGUUAGAAGCUUUAUCGUCUUACGAACCUGAGUUACUCACAUGCGGCGCUCCGCCCACUGCUGUGACGGAUCCCAGAGCCCGAACACUGGCGUUGUUGGCUGAUUUAUAUGACAGGGAGUUAGUUGGCGUCAUAGGCUGGGCCAAGCAGAUCCCUGGCUUCACGGACUUGCCACUUAACGAUCAGAUGCGGUUGCUACAAAGUACGUGGGCAGAGAUGCUCAGCCUGAUGGUCGCGUAUCGCUCGAUGUCCGCGGGCGGCGCGCUGCGGUUACGAUUCGCCGCAGACCUCGCGCUAGACGAGCAAGAGGCGAGGGACCUUGGCGCACACGAUCUCUACCUUCAGGUUGCCGGCGUAGCGCGGCGGUUAGAGCGCGCGACUGCGCAUCGCGAGGAGUGCUAUUUACUAAAGGCAUUAGCGCUCGCGAAUUCCGAAGCGCGUAUAGACGAGCACGCUGCGCUCAAACGAUUCCGCGACGCUAUCCUUGCGGCGCUCAAUGAUGCAGUCUCCGCGCUAAGGCCGUAUGCCAACGCAAACGGAGCCAUGCAACAACUACUACUGGUGUUACCUGCGCUCCGGUUGGCGGACGUGGCCGUGCGCCGCUUCUGGGCCUCCGUGCAUCGCGACCGCCGCGCCCCCAUGAACAAACUCUUCGUCGAGAUGCUCGAGGCCUGUCUGCGGUAGGCGCAAAGCUCCUGCGUCAGACUGUGAUACCUUCAUGUAUGACAUUAUACAUCUCACCAACGUUGGUGGUCGAGCUUUGAAAUCGUCACAGUAAAAUAGACCUAAAGGUUCUUGAUAUAAAGUCAAAAAUUCAGUACCACCGAUUUUAAUUUCACAAGGUUCCUGCUUAAAGCGUUGUCAUAGUACAGUUGGAUAGAUGAAAUUGAGAUGUAAAACAAGCCAGUUACAGUCCACUUGAUUUGAACAUUGAAUUGUUUCGACGUUCGAGUUCUAUCAACGCUAAUGAGAUGUAAAAUCUCAUACUAAGCACACAUUACACAUGCGGCGACAGUACCAGAUUAGGCGACCGCUUUAGUGCUACCGAUUCGACUGAUUUACGGUUGUUACUCCUUAGACGGGUUGAAAUUCAACCAAACAGAACCUCUAAUGUAACUUCAAGUUAGCGUAAAGUGCGUAAAUCUGCGAUUUAGUAAGAUGCGUGACUUUGCAACGCUACACUAGGGCCUCAGAUAAAAUAUGAGAAAGCGCCUUUGUUAAAUUUAACGCUUGUGUCGUAAUCGAGGAUAUUCGCGUAUGCAUAUUGCGAUUCCUUUAUUUAGUCUAUCUGCAAUCUAUCGAUAAGGUUCUGGCAGCCAUAAUAAUGACAGAUAGAUUAAAUAUAUAAGAACCCAAGG